Molecule: messenger RNA, 1370 nt
Organism: Metschnikowia bicuspidata var. bicuspidata NRRL YB-4993
Lineage: Eukaryota; Fungi; Ascomycota; Pichiomycetes; Serinales; Metschnikowiaceae
Exons: 1
Coding region: 165-1268 (367 amino acids)
Source: RefSeq, a predicted model, not a curated record
GUCCCUAUCCCCGUUGGUCUCCCCAUUAUUCCAAGCGCCAGUAUUUAUUGGCCUUUCAAUAUGCGCGCGUUGCAGAUGCAGAUGCCGCAGAAUCCUGGCGCCCUUUUGCAACCGGCGGCAUUUUGCAACCGACGGCUGGUGUGCCCGACGAAACAGCGCCUACAAUGUUGACUUACCCCUUGCUACAAAACUCCCUUUGCAUUCUCGCCGUGACGCUGGCGCUUUGCGCGGGCGCCGUGGUGCCUCGGUCCAGUGCUGAAAUCUUAGAGAGCCUGGCCAUUGCCGACACCCUGGUCAUUGUCGACCCCCUUGCUCAUGUCUCAAAUGUCGAAAGUCUCGAGCAGCUCGAGGGUCUGGAAGGCCUCGAGAACUUGGAAUCCCUGGAAACCAUCGCCAGCAUUGCCAGCAUCCAGCCCGGCGAAAUAGCCGAGCCCGGCCCGGCACACGCGUAUCAGUACAUCAGCAGAAUCCGCUCCAAGGUCGGCUCCUCGGGCGGCACCCGCCAAGACCGUCUCAUCAACGAGUUUGGGAAGCCGGCCCGGUUGAACUCCGUGGCUGACCUCGCGCUGCAGGAGAAUGCCGCUUCGGCCCGGGCCAGCGUCGAGCGUGACGCUAUUCGAGGCAGUCUGCAAAUCCCGUUGACACGCCUGACCAAGCCGCACGCUGUGAAGCUGACGGCAGGCCACGUCGGGUACGAGGAGCGGCACCGCUUCAGCGGCAAUCCUUUCGACGAGCUUCUCCACGCGAAAAAAACCUACGAGGAGCCUGUUUCCAAGGGCCUGAGCAGCACCGUUGACGAUGCGCCCGACGGCUCCGAUGAUGACGGCGACUACUACUCAUAUUCUGACGACGACGAUGAAGCUGCCGACGACGGGAACAGUCCCGUGGACUGGGAUUCCUCAGAUGACAUGGACGUGUCUUCCAGUGACCAGGGUUCUGCAGGCGACUCGGACGCUUUAUUUAUCAACCACGACACCCCAGAUCUGAGUCCAACAUCUGCAGAGAAUCCACACUCCAGCAAUACGGAAGAGGCCCAGGCCCGCGCCGUGUGGGCCGGGAGUGUCUCUGCCAGUAAGCAUGAAAACGUGACCCACAGGAAGGCCCAUAUCGCCCCUCACGCACUGAACAAACAUGACGUCCGCCAGGCCGAAGGCAGGGUGUCGAUCCAGCAACUCCCCCCGACGGAAACCCGUCAACGCCGCGAGUCUUGGCCCAUUGAUACUGUCGCCACUUCGCACCGAGAACAGGGAACCACACUAGACAGCUAGCCACGCAUACUUCCUACAAAUCCUCUCUUUACGCCCACUGGGUAACUCUUUGUAUAUCGCUGUAUUAGCAAGAAGUCACGCUUUACCGACCUGGGCCGUAGA